Messenger RNA from Manihot esculenta (cassava), 1690 nucleotides. Its product is annotated as pto-interacting protein 1. The coding region runs from base 295 to 1383 and encodes 362 amino acids. The record is from RefSeq and is a predicted model, not a curated record. NCBI's taxonomy places the organism in Eukaryota, Viridiplantae, Streptophyta, Magnoliopsida, Malpighiales, Euphorbiaceae. The transcript is spliced from 8 exons. Gene Ontology annotation, molecular function: ATP binding; protein kinase activity. Gene Ontology annotation, biological process: protein phosphorylation.
UUUCUCAUUAAUUUUCCAAAAUCAAAGGGCAAACAACUUUAGCUUCAAGUCAAAAGAAACUCCAAUCUAUCCAAAGCACGCCCGAUUACUCAUCGCGCCUUAUCCUACGCACCCUUGGCCGGCUUUCAACGUUUCAGAUCUCUCCAGCUAUACCCUAGCUCACACUCCUUCUCUGGACUGGUUGAAGGUUGUUUCCCAUCUCGUCUUAUUCUUUUCUCUGCAAAAUUUUCCAUGUGCUUGUUUUGAUGGGAUUUAACUGAUGUUUUUAGAGGGGUCUUCCUAAACGCUUGAAACAUGAGCUGCUUUGGCUGUUGUGAAGAAGAUGACAUGCAUAAAGCCGUUGACAGUGGAGGCCCGUACCCUGUUAAAAGUUCAGCAGGAAACGUAGGAGGUUACCAUGCCUCAGAAAAAGCACCUAAGGGUGCUCAGGCUGUUAAAGUCCAGCCUAUUGAAGUCCCUUCUGUUUCAGUGGAUGAACUAAGAGAAGUUACUGAUAACUUUGGGACAAAUUCUCUGAUUGGAGAGGGCUCAUAUGGAAGAGUAUAUUAUGGGGUUCUUAAAAGUGGGCAGGCAACAGCAAUAAAAAAAUUAGAUGCUAGCAAACAGCCUGAUGAUGAGUUCUUAGCCCAGGUUUCAAUGGCGUCAAGGCUUAAGCAUGAAAAUUUCGUACAAUUGCUUGGUUAUUGUGUUGAUGGAGGUUCCCGCAUACUUGCAUAUGAAUUUGCAUCAAAUGGAUCUCUUCAUGAUAUUCUUCAUGGAAGGAAAGGUGUUAAAGGGGCACAACCUGGUCCUGUUCUUUCAUGGCAGCAGCGUGUGAAAAUUGCUGUUGGGGCUGCAAAAGGACUUGAGUACUUGCAUGAAAAGGCUGAUCCUCAUAUCAUUCAUCGUGAUAUUAAGUCCAGCAAUGUUCUGAUUUUUGAUGAUGAUGUUGCAAAGGUUGGGGAUUUUGAUUUGUCAAAUCAAGCUCCUGAUAUGGCAGCACGUCUUCAUUCCACUCGUGUUCUAGGAACUUUUGGUUAUCAUGCUCCUGAAUAUGCAAUGACUGGACAAUUAAAUGCAAAAAGUGAUGUAUACAGUUUUGGUGUCAUCUUGCUUGAGCUUCUGACUGGGAGAAAACCCGUUGACCAUACGUUACCACGCGGACAGCAGAGUCUAGUGACAUGGGCUACACCAAGACUUAGUGAAGAUAAGGUAAGGCAGUGUGUUGAUGCAAGACUUCAAGGAGAUUACCCACCCAAGGCAGUUGCAAAGAUGGCUGCUGUCGCUGCCUUGUGUGUGCAAUAUGAAGCAGACUUCCGCCCAAACAUGAGCAUUGUAGUUAAAGCUCUACAGCCCCUCUUAAAUGCCCGGCCAGGACCUGCUGGUGAAACACCAAGCACAUGAUUUUCUCUCUCUAACUUCCUCCUCUCCUCUCUCUCUCUCUCUUCCCCGACAUGUGUGCAUGCUCAAGUGCGCAUCCGUGCAAGUACCAGAGGCAUAAAUUAGAGCUGUUAUAGAAAUUGAUAGUUUGCUAUGUAUUUCAUUUGUUCAUAACGCUUGAGGCUGUUGUCAGAAUCAUAUUCCUGCUGCUGCUUUUUUUUCCCCUUAUUUUUUUAUUUUCAUUUUUGAAAAAUCCUUGUUCAUCUUUAGUAGAUGAAUAGCUUUGGGUCAUUUAUCUCUUAUAAAUGUGAAUGAUCGAUGAUUUCCUCAA